Messenger RNA from Leucoraja erinaceus (little skate), 1489 nucleotides. RefSeq names its product zinc finger protein 239-like. Bases 41 to 940 code for a protein of 299 amino acids. Gene Ontology annotation, biological process: regulation of transcription by RNA polymerase II; central nervous system development. NCBI's taxonomy places the organism in Eukaryota, Metazoa, Chordata, Chondrichthyes, Rajiformes, Rajidae. Gene Ontology annotation, cellular component: nucleus. Gene Ontology annotation, molecular function: DNA-binding transcription factor activity, RNA polymerase II-specific; RNA polymerase II cis-regulatory region sequence-specific DNA binding. The transcript has a single exon. The record is from RefSeq and is a predicted model, not a curated record.
AUCUGCUCGGCUUGCGGGCUGAGCUUCGGUGGAGGACCACAUGACGGGGCACAACAAGGAGAAGCGUUAUGAGUGCGACGUGUGUGGCAAGGCCUGGCAGUGCCCGAGCCAGCUGGAGACCCACCGGCGGGUGCACACGGGAGAACGCCCCUUCGACUGCUCGGAGUGCGGCAAGAACUUCACCAGCUACGAUAGCCUGCUGCGGCACAACCGCGUGCACUCUGGGAAGAGGCCCUUCACCUGCUCUGACUGCGGCAAGAGCUUCAAGACGGCGACUCACCUGAAGAUCCACCAGCGGGUGCACACGGGCGAGAAGCCCUAUGGCUGCUCCACCUGCGGCAAGAGCUUUGCCCAGUUGUCGGGGCUGCGGGAGCACCAGCGGGUGCACAGCAGUGAGCGGCCCUUCACCUGCUCCGACUGCGGCAAAGGCUACAAGUCGUCCAAGGUCCUGAAGGUGCACAAGCGCAUGCACACCGGGGAGCGGCCCUACACCUGCAGCGACUGCGGCAAGGGCUUCACCCGCUCCAGCAACCUGCUGGAGCACCAGCGCACCCACACCGGCGAGCGCCCCUACACCUGCGCCCAGUGCGGCAAGGGCUUCACCCACUCCAGCAACCUGCUGGUGCACCAGCGCACCCACACCGGCGAGCGUCCCUACACCUGUAGUGAAUGCGGCAAGGGCUUCACCCAGUCCAAUCACCUGCUGUCCCACCAGCACACCCACACCGGCGAUCGCCCCUACACUUGCACCCACACCGGCAAACGCCCCUACACCUCCGGCAAGAGGCCCUUCGGCUGCUCCGACUGCAGCAAAGGCUUCAAGACGGCGCAGGUCCUGAAGAUGCACCGGCGGGUGCACACAUGUGAGAAGCCCCAUGGCUGCUCCACCUGUGGCAAAAGCUUUGCCCAGAUGUCAGCACCGGCGGGUGCACAGCAAUGAGCGGCCCUUUACCUGCUCCGACUGUGGCAAAGGCUUCAAGUCGUCAACGCACCUGAAGCAACACAGGCGGGUGCACGCCAGCGACCAUCCGUUCCCCAGCCCGGUGUGUGGAUAGCGCUUUGCCAUGGCCUCCCACGCCCUGUCUCACCAGCGUGUGCACACCAGUGGCCAGCCCUACGCAUGCCUAUACUGCGGUGAGGAGUUUGACAGCUCGCGGGGGUUGCGGCAGCACAGGCGUGCCCACGCCGGCGAGUAGCUGCUCCCACUGUGGCAAGCGUUUCAAGAGAGCACGGGGGCUGCGGGAGCACCAGCGGAUACACACCAGAGAGAGACCCUUUGUGUGCGUUGAGUGAAGCAAGGGUUUCACCCGCAUGUCCAGCCUGUGGCAGCACCGGCGUACCCACAGCGAUGAGCGGGUUGGCGAGUCCUCACCGGCCAGCGCCCCUCCACCUGCCCGCUCUGUGGCAACGCCUUUGCCCAAUCCACCAGCCUGCUGGCACACCACCAGGUGAAUAGGUGCUGUUUAGAUAAACACAAAAAUGCUGGAAG